UUGACCUCCUGUGAGGCCGAGCUGCAGGAGCUGAUGAAGCAGAUAGACAUCAUGGUGGCUCACAAGAAAUCUGAAUGGGAAGGGCAGACACAGGCUUUGGAAACUUGUCUGAGUGCUCGGGAGCAGGAACUUUCCUCUGCCAAGGCAGCUCUGCAGGAAAAACAAAAGGAGGUUGGCAUGCUGCGUCGCCAGGUUGAGGAUGUGGAAAAAUCCAAGCAGGACAUGGUUAGAGAGUAUGAACAACAGCUGAAGAAAUUUCAGGAGGAGUUAUCCCGGCUGAGGAGGAGCUAUGAGAAGCUGCAGAAGAAAAAAAGAAGCAGAGGAGAAGCUAACAAGGGACAAGAGGAGGACAAGUUUGAAUUGAGCCGACUGACCAGGAAGCUGGAGGAGUUCCGUCAGAAAUCACUUGACUGGGAGAAGCAGCGCCUGCAGUACCAGCAGCAGGUGGCAUCGCUGGAGGCGCAGCGCAAGGCUCUGGCAGAGCACUCCGAGCUCAUGCAGACCCAGCUGGCCAGUCGGAAGCAGAUGCUGGACUCGGUGGAGCUGGCAAACCGCUCGGAAAUCCAGCACUUGAGCAGCAGGCUGGAGAGGGCCAAGGACACCAUCAGUGCCAAUGAGCUGGAGGUGGAGAGGCUCAGCAUGAGGGUGGAUGACCUCAGUGAGGACAAUCGCAUCAUUCUGGAAGAUCAGCGCAGAGUUCAAGAGGAAUUAAGACAGUCCAAGACAAUGUUAGAGGUGCUGCAGGAUGAGAAGAUGGAACUGAGAGCCACCUUGCAGUCUCAAGAAGAUUUCAUUAGCAGCUCGAAACUGCACCAGGAACAGUUACAGAAACAGCUGGACAGGAUGACUGAAACUCUUCACACAAAAGAACUCCUCAUCAGGGCCUUGGAGGAGCGCUUGCAACAGAAGCCAUUGUCCUCUGCAGGGCUGGAGCUGGAGCAGGUGCUGCUGCAGCUGGAUGUUGCCCAGAAGAAGGAACAGCACUUGCAGUCAGAGGUGACUCGUCUUGAGAACAGCCUGGUGUCUUCAAAUGCCAGGUGUGUGCAGCUGAGCGAGGAGCUGGGUGAGAAUAUCAAAGAGCUGCAGUCCCUGGAAGAAGACCAGACUGAGUCAAGGGCAGAGAUUAAAAAGUUGAAAGACCAGCUCUCUCAGGCUGAACAAAUGCACAGCAGUGAGCUGGAGGGGAUGAAAAGGGAGAUCUCCAGGCUGACCCAGGAGCUGCAGCAGCGGGACAUCACCAUUGCAUCAGCAAGUGGCUCCACCUCAAACCUGGAGCAGCAGCUCAGAGCAGAGAUUGAAAGAGCAGAGAGGAAAGCAGUGGAGCACAGGGUAAUUCUGGUCCAGCUGGAAACCUUGAGGCUGGAAAACCGUCAUCUCUCAGAGAUUUUGGAAAAAACAGAGUGUGGUAAGCUGAAGGGGGGUGAUGGCACCCUGAGAGCCCUCAGGGAGGACUACACUGCUGAGCUCCAGAAAUUAAUAGCUGAGAACCAGCAGCUGCGGAAGGACCUCGCAGAGACCAGGGCGAAACUGGGGGUCACUGCACAGGUGUGCCCAGGUGAACCUGAGGGCAUGGCUCAGCAGGGGCAAGGCAGAGAGCCCAGGGAUGUACAGCACAGGGAAGCACAGCACGAGCAGGAUGAACACACAGGGAGCACACAUCUCCAGCCUGACAGGACUGCUCAGCAUCAUCACAGGCACUCCCAAAGGUGUGAGGCUGCUGAAACAGGAGCUGUGACCCCUGAGAUGGGUGAGCCACCCUCCCAGAGCAGCAGCAGGAACUGCAAGGAGCCACGUGCCUGGCUGGGAAUGGAGUCUGUGCUUCACGUGGUGCAUGAAAACAAAGAUUCUGCAGAGGAAGCAUCUAAGCAGCCUGCCUUAAAUCAUCACAGAGAAUCUGUGGUUUUGUGCCCCUUGCCUACAGCUUCUGUGGGAUCCAUUGCUGCACGAUACCUGGAAGAUGAAGAAGUGAGAUCCCAGCACAUCCUGGAGUGCCUAAAUGCUCACAUUGAGGAACUGAAAAAAGAGAGUGCAAAGAUAGUGAGACGAUUUGAACACCAGCACUAAUGUUCCUUGUGGAAUUGGAAUGCUGGUUUCCUUAUGUGCUUCCAAACUGUGACUGGGAAGGUGCCUGUAUCCAGCUGGGCUUGGAGCUUGAGUGAGAGGCCAUGUGUCCCACUUGGAGCUGAGUCAGCAGGAGGGAGUUGAGGAAAAGGAACUCAUGUCUACAUGCUUGCUCUGAUGAGGGGUGUUACACCACAAACAUUUUAGUCAGCUUGCCAUAGGUCAGAGACCUGCAUCACAGCUAUGUGCUCACUCACAAAGUUGAGGAUAUUUUUUAAAAGCAAAACAUUUCCUAGUUUUUAUGUAUUUAAAGUAUAUUUUAUACGUGUAAAAGCAUUGAAAUAAAUCAGAAUGGCAAACA
Messenger RNA from Agelaius phoeniceus (red-winged blackbird), 2422 nucleotides. Lineage: Eukaryota; Metazoa; Chordata; Aves; Passeriformes; Icteridae. The record is from RefSeq and is a predicted model, not a curated record.